ACUUAACGUCCAUUAAUACCCACUCAAUGGUUGGUUAAUCUCAGCCAUUCACAAACCUCACAUUAUACUUUAUCAAUUAUCAAAAUCAUUAGCACCAUUUAUUUAAUUAAAUAAAUUAAAUUUGAACCUUUCAAUGGUGGAAGAAAACAAAAGAAAGCAAAUAAAUUAAAUUUUAAUUUUUGAGAUGACAGAAAAUGAAAUCAAAGUAAUGCAGAACCCUAAUAAUAAUAAUCUACCUAUGUGUAUGUAGUUUUCUGAAUUUUGAUUUUUCAUAAGGUAGGGUAUAGUAUAGUACAUUCAAUAUUCAAUUCAAUUCAAUUCAAUUGUAUAUUGUAUAGUAUACAUUAUUUCCCAGAGUAAGAAAUUAAGCGCGCGAAAGAGAUUGCAGAAUGAGGAAAACAACAAAACGUCCUUCCAAGAAAUCUUUCCAUGUUGAAAAUGGAAACGGAAAACCUCCGUCACCUUCGCACCCGCAACCGGGUGAUGGAGCAGAGAGAACGGUGAAGAAGGUGAAAUUGUCCAAGGCUCUUACCAUUCCUGAUGGGACGACGGUUUCUGAUGCAUGUAGACGAAUGGCGGCUCGCCGUGUUGAUGCUGUUUUGUUGACUGAUUCCAGUGCUUUGCUUUCUGGGAUUCUUACUGAUAAGGAUGUUGCUACUAGAGUUGUUGCUGAGGGUUUGUUACCUGAUGAGACGGCUGUGUCCAAAGUAAUGACAAGGAAUCCUAUUUUUGUUACGUCAGAUACACUUGCCAUUGAUGCUCUUCAGAAGAUGAUUCAGGGUAGAUUCAGGCACCUCCCUGUUGUGGAAAAUGGUGAAGUCAUUGCCAUAUUGGAUAUCACAAAAUGUCUUUAUGACGCCAUAGCUAGGGUGGAGAAGGCUUGUCAGCAAGGGAGUGCCGUUGCUGCUGCUGCAGUUGAGGGGGCGGACCAUCAGCGAGCUCCAAAUGCUUUCAUUGAUACAUUGAGGGAGCGCAUGUUCAAGCCUUCCUUGUCAACUAUACUUGGUGAUAAUACAAGGGUUGCUAUUGCAUCAGCAUCAGAUCAUGUCCAUGUAGCUGCAAAAAGGAUGCAAGAGUUGCAUGUCAGUUCAUCUGUGAUUGUAACAGAUGCCAAAGUUCAGGGGAUAUUGACUUCAAAAGACAUUCUUUUGCGUGUCAUGGCUCUACAUCUUUCCCCAGAGUCGACCCUAGUGGAAAAGGUAAUGACUCCAAACCCACAAUGUGCAACACCAGAGACAACAAUUAUUGAUGCUCUGCAUAUGAUGCAUGAUGGAAAGUUCUUACAUCUUCCUGUGGUGGACAAAGAUGGAAAUCCUGUUGCUUGUGUGGAUGUUUUGGAGAUAACUCAUGCUGCAAUUUCUCUGGUCGAAAGUAGCUCUUCUGGAAAUGUCAAUGAUGUUGCAGGCACAAUUAUGCAAAAAUUUUGGGACUCAGCUUUUUCUCUUGAACCACCUGAAGAUUAUGACACUAACAGUGAAAUCUCUGGACAACUGACUUUGGAUGGAGCAGAUACCACAAAGUCUACAUACCAGUCUGCAGGUUUUGGAAAUUCAUUUACUUUUAAAUUCGAGGAUCCCAAUGGUCAAGUGCAUCGUUUCAACUGUGGUUCUGAAAAUCACGAUGAGCUUGCAUCAGCUGUUAUGCAAAGAACUGGUCCUGUUAAUGAUGGAGAACGCCCUACACUGUUGUAUGAAGACGAUGAAGGAGAUAAAAUUAUUAUUGCAACUAAUAACGAUCUUGCUGCUGCUGUCAACUAUGCUAGAUCGGCAGGACUGAAGGCUCUAAAGUUGAGUUUGAGGUUUGCUGAGUCUACCAAAGGGAUACAACCAAGCUCUGGUAGUACAGCCACUAAACAGAAAACCGGUGCAGUGUCUGUCCGCUCUGGUAUUUUUGCAGGUGCCGUUGUUCUAACAAGCAUUAGUUUAUUGGUCUACUUAAAGCGCACCAAAUAGUGAUACAUUUGCCAGUUUGGAAUCAGAACAUGCCAGUCAUAACUGCAUAAAUUCUGAGUUCUAUGGUAAAUCGAAUAUUUGCUGCACACUGAAUAGGCGAAUGAUGUGAAGCUCUUCUAAUCGCCAUUUUUUUUCCAGCCUCUGAUGUAAGUUCACCCAGUAACCACUUCCCGUGGCAUGCCAUAAUCAAAUGUCACGAUAUUCUUCUAUAUAUUUAUAUCGAAUUUCAUAUUCCUCAGCAAAUAUUGGGAUAUCUGCAAUUUGUUAUUUGUAUCAAACUUUUUUUAUAGCAUUCAAAUUCAUUUAAUUAUUAAA
Messenger RNA from Lathyrus oleraceus (garden pea), 2267 nucleotides. Its product is annotated as CBS domain-containing protein CBSCBSPB3. The record is from RefSeq and is a predicted model, not a curated record. The coding region runs from base 390 to 1952 and encodes 520 amino acids. Gene Ontology annotation, molecular function: protein binding. The transcript has 14 exons. Lineage: Eukaryota; Viridiplantae; Streptophyta; Magnoliopsida; Fabales; Fabaceae.